UAUUCAGUGUUAAUUCCUUGUUUCUUGAAAAUUGGUGAAAGAUUUUAGACAGCGAAAAUUUUAUACUUAAUUUUUUUUAACAUUACUCCAACUAAUGGUGCUUUUUAAUAAUAGCAAACACACAUAGAUGUUUCUACCGGGAUCAAGUAAAGCCGUACCCUAUAGUAUUGCACUUUUUCAGAUCGCAUUUGAACGCACCAGACUAACAGCUGUUUUCUCGUCGGCUGUGUCCUCUUCAUUUUCGGAGCUGAGAGGUAGAAAGAUCGAACAAAACUGUCAAUACCUUCACUGUCGCCGGUCUGAAAUGUCUUAUAGGAAAACUUUAUUAGGUGCUUCAUGCAGCCUUUGUGUGCACUCUCUCAGAGCUCUGCUGGCUUUCUCUCUGUGCUGCUUCAUAUCUGGAUACUCUGAAAAAGACAGAGCACAUAAUUUGUUAUCCAAAUAUCCUAUCAUUGAUGGUCAUAAUGAUCUAGCUCUAAGACUGAGGAUCCAUUACAACAACCAGCUGAGCAAGAUCAAUCUGACUCAUCUCACCAGAGUGGCCACCGAUAUCUCCCGCCUCAGAGCAGGCCAUGUGCAGACACAGAUGUUUGCAGUCUAUGUUUUGUGUGGGGCCCAGCACAUGGAUGCGGUGCGACUGACUUUGGAGCAAAUAGAUGUAAUCAGACGAAUAUGCACAGAAUACCCUGACUUUGAACUGGUCACUUCCACUCAGGAACUGAGGGAUUCCAUGACGAAGGGUAAAAUUGCUUGUCUGAUAAGUAUUGAAGGGGGCCACUCCAUUGAUAGCAGCCUUCCUGCGCUGCGCAUGUUUUAUCAGCUUGGAGUCCGCUCCAUGUCCCUCACUCAUUCCUGCAAUACUCCCUGGGCUGAAUCUUCUACAAACUAUUACAAAGUCUUUGUAAGGUCCAAUAAUAGCCUGACGACAUUUGGAAAGGCUGUGGUGGAUGAGAUGAACAGACUGGGAAUGAUAGUGGAUCUUUCCCACACAUCUUUUGAGACAGCGUCAGCCGUUCUGAACCAUUCCAAGGCUCCAGUCAUUUUCAGUCAUUCGUCCUCCUACAUGAUCUGUAACAACCCUCGUAAUGUACCUGACUGGUUGCUUCAAGAGCUGAAAGACAACAGAGGGCUGAUCAUGGUGAAUUUCUACAGCCCUUUUAUUUCCUGUCAGAAGAAAGCUACUGUUUCUCAUCUGGCUGACCAUUUUGAUUACAUUAAGGGCUUUAUUGGAGCUAAGUCAAUAGGAAUUGGAGGAGACUUUGAUGGUGGCACUAGCUUUCCGGUGGGAUUAGAAGAUGUCUCAAAGUAUCCUGUAAUAGUCCAGGAGCUCCUGAAGAGGAACUGGACAGAGGAGGACUUGGCUGAUGUCCUCAGAAAUAAUUUCCUGCGAGUGUUUGAGGAAGUUGAGAAGGUUCGCAAUGAGCUAAGCUGGAAGAAGCCAAGUGAAGAAGAGAUACCUCUAACAGAGGUGGCGAACAAAUGUAGAUUGGAACUCAAACAACCUAUAAUUCCCUCCAACCAGAGCCCAUCCUUAAAAGCAAAAGGACAUAAUUUAUUAUUCCUGGCCUUAGCACUGCUUUUUUACUUCUUUCCUUGACUGACUAAAUUUUGUCCUUUUCUUUAGUUCAGCUUUAUAUUAUGUAUUUGAAGGAUGAGUGCAUAUGUCCAAUCACAUGUCUAAUGUUCAUAUGAGUGCAGAUGUCCAUUAUACACUCAUAUUUCGUAGGUACAUAUGUACCUAUGCUUAUAGCAUAUAGUUACAGUAGUUAUUCACAUUUUUUUACAAUUAUCUUUUACUAGGGGUGCACUGAUUGAUCAGCCUGAAUUCCGUAAUUUUGGGUGAUCGACGAUCGACUAAUACUUUCGGGUGAAACUGAUCGUAACCACCGAUGUUAUCUACCUCUGUAAAGGUCUGAAAAUCAGUCACUGACCUCUUUUGCUCUGCUGUGCAAGAGGGUUGACUGACAGAUCCACUCACCAGGUCACAUCUGCAGGUAUUUGGUUAACAAUAGUCAACCAAAUACUAAUACUAAUACAGUCCUCUGUAUUGAUUUUCUCUUCAUAAAAGUAACUUGCGACAAAUGUAGUCAUUGGAAACUUUGGCAACAGUACCAUUUAUAAAGAAAAAAAAAGGGA
Molecule: messenger RNA, 2136 nt
Organism: Poecilia latipinna (sailfin molly)
Lineage: Eukaryota; Metazoa; Chordata; Actinopteri; Cyprinodontiformes; Poeciliidae
Gene: dpep2
Product: dipeptidase 2
Exons: 11
Coding region: 128-1597 (489 amino acids)
Biological process (GO): proteolysis
Molecular function (GO): metallodipeptidase activity
Source: RefSeq, a predicted model, not a curated record